Molecule: messenger RNA, 474 nt
Organism: Trichomonas vaginalis G3
Lineage: Eukaryota; Parabasalia; Trichomonadida; Trichomonadidae
Product: KilA, N-terminal/APSES-type HTH, DNA-binding family
Exons: 1
Coding region: 1-474 (157 amino acids)
Source: RefSeq, a predicted model, not a curated record
AUGUGGGCUUCGCCUCGUUAUGCUUGGUAUAUUUACAGACUUCUUGACGAAAUUCAUAGACAAGAACGUGAAGAGCUAGAGAACAAGCUUGAAGCAAAAGACAAAAGCAUUCAGAAAAGAAUACCACGUUCGGUACCAAAAGGAAAGGAAAAGAACUAUAAGUAUAUGAUUUAUACUGAAGAGAUGGAAAAUGAAGAAGACAGAGAUAUGGUUAUGUUGCAUUUAGUCAGAAGAAACAACAAAAGCUUUUACGACCUUGCUAAGAUUUACAAAUCUGACAGAAAUUGGUUCUAUCGCGAAAACUUACCGAUUUCAAUGACCCCAAAUGAAGAUGUGAAACAAAUAGUUCAAGAUACGUUACCUCAAACACACUAUGAUAUGAAAGGUUGUACAAUACUUACCUUCAAAGAAGAUUUGCCAUUGUUAAAGGAAAAAAUAACAGAGUAUUUUGACAACUUCAAACAAGUAGAGUAG